This is a messenger RNA of Doryrhamphus excisus (bluestripe pipefish), 847 nucleotides long. RefSeq names its product ureidoimidazoline (2-oxo-4-hydroxy-4-carboxy-5-) decarboxylase (gene urad). Gene Ontology annotation, molecular function: 2-oxo-4-hydroxy-4-carboxy-5-ureidoimidazoline decarboxylase activity. Gene Ontology annotation, cellular component: peroxisome. The record is from RefSeq and is a predicted model, not a curated record. NCBI's taxonomy places the organism in Eukaryota, Metazoa, Chordata, Actinopteri, Syngnathiformes, Syngnathidae. Gene Ontology annotation, biological process: urate catabolic process; allantoin metabolic process.
GGGAAGGAGCUCAUCAAUGAAAUCACCUGCUAGAGAAACUGGUUGGAAAGAAAACCUGCAGUGCUUCAUGUAUUAUAGAGGAAAUCAUGACAUGAUCAAAUGAUGACUUCCUCUUUCGGCUGCUAAUUGCUGUCAUUGCCAGGAGAGUCAAUAAGGCAAAUAUUAACCUAGACAGUAGCAAGGGGCUUGUUGUGCAAAGUGCAUUCACCUCUCAGCUUUUACUGGUCAUGUCCGAAGGGAGAAAUGGAACUGUCCGGAGUAAAUGAACUCCCCUAUGAGGAUUUUAUCAACAUCUUCGCCAACGUGGUGGAGAAAUGUCCCAUUGUGGCAGCAGCGGUGUGCUCCUCUCGGCCCUUUGGAAGCGUUGAUGCACUGGAGGCGGCUAUCGGUGACUUCAUUGAUGCGUUGCCUGAAUCUGGUAAAGAGGGCAUCCUCAGGUGCCACCCGGAUCUCGCGGGUCGGGACCUUCAGGCUGGCACCCUGACACAGGAGUCGUUGAAGGAGCAGGGAAAUGUCGGCUUGGACGUGCUGACCUCCGACGAGGCCUCCAGCAUGGCGCGGCUCAACGAGGACUACAAGAAGCGUUUCGGGUUCCCGUUUGUCAUCUGCGCUCGGAUGAACGACAAGCCAAACAUCUUCAGGGAGAUGCACGCUCGUAUGGCCAACCGGCUUGAGGUGGAGAGAAUGCGCGGCAUCGAGGAGGUGAAAAAAAUUUGUCACCUGCGUCUUCAGGACCUUGUGCACGCUGACGCUUGAAGAACUCGGGCUCACAGUGUAAAUGCUUUCAUUUCAAAAUCUUGUACUAAGGAGUCAUCUAAUAGUACUGUAAAAAAAUGCUUAUAUUAAA